Messenger RNA from Pristis pectinata (smalltooth sawfish), 4364 nucleotides. RefSeq names its product serine/threonine-protein kinase Nek9 (gene nek9). Gene Ontology annotation, biological process: protein phosphorylation. Gene Ontology annotation, molecular function: protein kinase activity; ATP binding; protein kinase binding. Bases 74 to 3181 code for a protein of 1035 amino acids. NCBI's taxonomy places the organism in Eukaryota, Metazoa, Chordata, Chondrichthyes, Rhinopristiformes, Pristidae. Gene Ontology annotation, cellular component: centrosome. The record is from RefSeq and is a predicted model, not a curated record. The transcript has 24 exons.
UCCCGGGUCGGGGCCGCGCUGUGCCGGGCCUCGGGCCUCGGGCUGCAGGCGGAGGGGAGACCGGCCGGGAGCGAUGGCGCUGCGGGAGUUCGAGCGGCACCUGGACUCGCUGAGCUCGGAGCUGGGCAGCGAGGCGGGCCGGGCGGCGGCGGCGGCGGCGGGACCGGGGGCGGCGGCCGAGGCCGAGGAGCUGCACUACAUCCCGGUGCGGGUGCUGGGCCGCGGCGCCUUCGGGGAGGCCACGCUGUACCGGCGGACCGAGGACAACUCGCUGGUGGUGUGGAAGGAGAUCGACCUGGCGCGGCUGUCGGAGCGGGAGCGCAGGGACACCCACAAUGAGAUCCUCAUCCUGUCGGUGCUGCAGCACCACAACAUCAUUGCCUACUACAACCACUUCCUGGACCACAGCCGGCUGCUCAUCGAGGUCGAGUACUGCAACGGAGGGAACCUGUACGACAAGAUCCUGCAGCAGGGAGGGAAACUCUUCCCCGAGGAGACGGUGGUGUGGUACCUGUACCAGAUCGUGUCUGCCGUCGCUCACAUCCACAGCUACGGGAUCCUGCACAGAGAUAUAAAGACACUGAAUAUCUUCCUCACCAAGUCGGACCUGAUCAAGCUGGGUGACUAUGGACUGGCCAAGCAGCUCAACUCCCCCCAGUCGAUGGCCGAGACGUGUGUCGGCACUCCCUACUACAUGUCCCCCGAGCUGUGCCAGGGAGAGCGGUAUAACUUCAAGUCGGACAUCUGGGCGCUGGGCUGUGUGCUGUGUGAGCUGCUCACCCUCACUCGCACCUUCGAUGCCACGAACCCACUGAACCUGUGUGUGAAGAUCGUGAAGGGGACCCGUACGAUGGAGGUGGACCCCAGUGUGUACAGUGAGGACGCCCGCUCCAUCGUGCUGGAGUGUCUGGACAAGGACCCGGAGAAGAGGCCGACAGCAGAGGAGAUACUGAGCCGCCCUGUCAUCAGCAGUCGCAGACCACUGAUGGAGGACAGGGUCUCUCAACUCAACGCACCCGCCCGCAAAACCAGACUGAAUGCCCCUGCUGACCCAUCCAUCGCCGUGGUGACCAGCCGGUUCAGUGACGUGUAUUACUGGGGAGGGGGCAAGGCCACCCCCCAGAAACUGGACCUGUUCAAGAGUGGGCGAAGUGCCCAGCAGGUGUGUGCCAGCAACACCCACUUUGCAGUGGUGUCCGUCGAGAAGGAGCUGUACACCUGGGCGAACGUCCAGGGGGGGACGAAGAUGGUGGGUCAGUUGGGCCACGGGGACCGAGCCUCGUACCGUCAGCCCAAGUGGGUGGAGAAGCUGCAGGGAAAGGCCAUCCAUCAGGCCGCGUGUGGGGACGAGUUCACCGUCUGCAUCACCGAUGAGGGACACCUGUACGCCUUUGGCUCUGAUUACUACGGCUGCAUUGGGUGUGACGGUCAGUAUGGUCAGGAGGUGCUGGAGCCGAUGCUGGUGGAGUUCUCCCUCGAUCAUGCCGUGCAGCAGGUCUCCUGCGGCGAUAAUCACGUUGUGGCGCUUACACGGAAUAAGGAGGUGUUCGCCUGGGGCUGUGGGGAGCACGGGCGCCUCGGGCUGGAUUCGGAGGAGGAUUACCCCUACCCAGAACGGGUGGACCUGCCGGUGAGCCUGAGUGUGGUGUCAGUGCAGUGUGGAUCCGACGGCACCUUCUUCGUCACCCAGAGCGGCAAGGUGCUGGCAUGCGGCAACAACGAGUACAACAAGCUGGGGCUCAACCACUACCUGAGGGGGCUGCGUACCCAGCAGAGCAAAGCUGACCAGGAGGUACCCUACAUGACCACACUGACCCUGUCCAAGCAGUUGGCCAUCUACAAGGUGAAAACCAUCGCCGCAGGCAAGACCCACACCGCGGCCAUCGACGAGCGAGGCCGCCUGUUGACGUUCGGCUGUAACAAGUACGGGCAGCUGGGUGUAGGGGACUACAGGAAACGAGACGGCAUCAACGUGCUGGUCGGCGCCCUCGGGGGGAAGCAAGUGACGAAGGUGUCGUGUGGCGACGGAUUCACCAUAGCGUCCACCGAUGAUAACCAGAUUUUCGCCUGGGGUAACGGCGGGAACGGUCGACUCGGAAUGACAGUCGCCGAGAGGGGCUUCGGUUCGGAAAUCUGCACCUCGUGGCCACGGCCCAUCUUCGGCUCCCUGCACAAUGUGUCCGACCUGUCAUGUAGGGGCUGGCACACCAUCCUCAUCGCUGAAAUCGUGUUCGUGUCCAAAACCAUUCGGUCAAAUAGCAGUGGGCUGUCCAUUGGCGCUGCCCCCCAGGGCGCCCUGCCAGAGGAGGAGGGGGGCACGGAGCGAGAGCGGGAGGAGGAUGGACACAACAGGACGAAGAGGACGGCCGAGGACACCCUACUCCGCUCUGCCAGUCAGCUGACCGACAGCUCAUGCCCCGAGUGGCUGCUGCAGGAACUGGAGAAUGCCGAGUUUAUCCCAAUCCCAGAGAGCCCAGGAGAUCCAGCCAAGCUGACGUCCCUCUCCGAAGCGGAAACCCUUCCCUACGAUAAGCUGAGGGAAAUGAAGGAGGCCGUCAAUCAGCAGCUGGAGACUGACAUCCAGGUGUGCACGGAGCUGGAGAAUGCUGAGUUUGUCCCAAUCCCGGAGAGUCCAGGAGAUCCAGCCAAGCUGCCGACCCCAUGUGGAGCAGAAACCCUUCCCUACGAGAAGCUGAGGGCAGUGAAGGAGGUUGUGGAUCGGCCGCUGAGCUCGACUGAUGUGGUGCCAACUGUGGUGAACGGUGUGGCCCCGGAGGAAGCCCCCGCGGCGAGUGCCAAGCGGUGUAUGUGCGGCGAGGUGCGCUUGGAGCUGGAUGGGCUGCGGCAGGUCCUGGUGCAGUGUGAGGGUCAGCAGCAGAGGCUGGAGGAGGACGGCAGGCGCCUCAGUGCCGAGAUCCAGCGCCUGAGCGAGGCCGUGGAGCUGCUGUCUCGGGUCGAACAAAGUCUGAGGGUUAAAGAGGAAACGGUGAAUCGUCUGGAGCAGCAGGUGCAGAGACAACAGGAGGAGAACCGUCGGCUGUGGGCUGCGGUGCGUGCUCUGGAAGAGCAGCGAACGGAUGGUGGGGAUGGAGAGGGGAUGACGGAGGCUGUGGCGGGACCUUCCCAGACCCCCAGCCCCACCUCCCCCCCGGGCACGGGCUCCUUCUGCCACAUCGAGUAGCGUGGGCUGUGUCUGCGUGCGGCUGUUGGUACUUCUUCUGCCUCCCGACCUGACACAGGACGCUUCCCUGAGUGUGUCAGUGUGAGGGACCCUGCCCUGUGGCACACACAUUCACACACACACACACACACACUCACUCACUCACACCACACACACACACACACUCACAGACACACACACCACACUCACACUCACACACACACACAAACACACAAGGAAGGAGCCCAGGGCUGUGGCAACACUCAUACUACAAGAGACUGCUCCUUGGCUAUUGAAGGGUUUGGCACCCAUGGGUGAGGUGGUUUGUCGGUGUGUUUAUGCAGAUGGGUGUUGUCAUUGACUGGGAGCAGUGUUGGAACAUUAACCUGUUCACUCCUCGCUCUGUACAUGGUGAGUUUGCUUCAGUGUAUAUCUUUUCCACUGGUGAUCCAAGCCAACAGUCUGUAGCUGCUGGGUUGGGUCCGUGUUAUACUCAGUGCCUUAAAGUAGUUCGGAUACAGCCCCACCCCCAGCACACUCCUGUGCCUUAUAACCAAACCCCCUUGGUGAGUUUACAGUAUUGAGCAUCAUUUUGCACAGAUGUCUGGGUGUGGCGAGGGUAUAGGGUGCCGUGCAGUGAGCACCCUGUUGAUGGACCAGUGAUGUCUGCUCUUCAUCUCCCUGCUUCACCCCACUGAAGGUCUUCCUUCCCCAGCACUGUGGGAAAGAGCAGCUUCCCAGGGAGAGUCGACGGGCUAGCCACAGAGUGAUGGGGCAAAGGUGCCAGACCUGGAAUAGCAGCAUACAGAUCUACGGUCACCUCACUGGCUCUCCUACCUGAGCAUUGGUCCCUGCACCAGUGUCCCGGUGACUGACCCAGUGUCCCGGGGAGGGGUCAGUGAGGUCAGGACUCUGGGUGCCGCAGACAGUCCGGGUGAGCAGUGUGCUCCCUCUCGUUCUAUGGAUCUGUGCUCCUUCUUUCCCAUUUCGAUGUCCCACUCACUGCAUUUCCCGGGAAUGCUCCUGGCUGCCGACUGGGGCAGCCGGGAGAGCUUGGAGCUGCCUCCUCCUCCCCGAGCCUGUUCCCAGGCUCUCGUACACUCCACAGCCCGGUGGGCUGAGACCACAGACACUAAACGUUCGGACACUCAUUUUUUAUGCUCAUUGUCAUUUAGAGGAAGGGUAUAAUCAACAUUAAAUAGUU